AUGGACUCGGAAGAAGACAACACCGACAGCAACAGCAUCCGCCGCCGCCGAGCCUUCCGCCGCUUCGCCGAAGCCCACCUCCGCCGCCCAGACAACAGUAGCAGACUCGCCCCGACCGCCACCGGCCGCACGAGAACCCUCGCGGUGCCCGGCCAGCCCCGGACGGCGACGGAUCUCGAGGCCGGUCCCGAUGACCACGUCGUCCCCUCCCGCCCCGGCCGGGCGAGGCGAUGGGUCGGCAUUAGGAUCCCCGCCGAGAGGACCGAGGUAGAAGGCCUGAACGACCCCGCCCCUUACGAACCCGCUGCGAAAAAGGACGACGACGUCGAGCUGCAGAAUAUGACGAGGCCCGGCGCCGGCGGGGACGACGCGGCGGACGCGAGGAACGGGUCCGUGGCCGAGCCCCCGACUACGAGGAACAUGGCGCGGACGGCGUACGGACACCACCCCGGCUCGGACUCGAUACGCUUAGAUUACGGAUAG
Messenger RNA from Parascedosporium putredinis, 483 nucleotides. The record is from the annotation of a GenBank genome assembly. Lineage: Eukaryota; Fungi; Ascomycota; Sordariomycetes; Microascales; Microascaceae.